Molecule: messenger RNA, 924 nt
Organism: Telopea speciosissima
Lineage: Eukaryota; Viridiplantae; Streptophyta; Magnoliopsida; Proteales; Proteaceae
Exons: 6
Coding region: 181-822 (213 amino acids)
Source: RefSeq, a predicted model, not a curated record
AAAAAACUGAUCUGUGUUUUCUUUGUUUUGAAGAAAUCUUCUCAUUUUCUUUGUCAAAAAUCUCAUCUUCUUCAAGUUUUUUUUUGGGUGCUGGUAGCUCUGUAAUGGAGUUCUCUUCUUGAUAGUCUGAAGGGGUCGUUCUGCUUUCGGUUUCUCUGCAACGACCAUAGAUCUUGAGGAAUGGAGAAGGAAACAAAGAACCAGCGAGUAGGUAGAGGUCCGGAAACCGAUUUCCUUCUACAGUGGGGGAACCGGAAGAGACUGCGAUGCGUGAAGAUAAAAGAAGAAGACGACGCAUCAGAGAAACCCAACGGCGUGAUUAGGAAGAAAAUCACCUCUCGGGUUGAUCGGCGUGUCGUCAGAGGGGAGAAAGAAACUUCUCUCCCUCCUCCACAACCUAAUCACAUUAACAGAAACUCCGAAACAACCACGAUUCCGUCUACGCCAAGCGAGAAUAGAAAGUCAUCUUCGCCGGAAAAGGAAGACAGGUACUACACGACCAGAGGGUCUCUGGGUUUCGAUGACAAUGGCAAGAUAUCCAUGGAUUUAGGACAGGAUAGAGGGUUUGUUUGGCCCAAGUUGUUUAUUUCAUUGUCAAGCAAAGAAAAAGAGGAGGAUUUCAUGGCGAUGAAGGGCUGUAAGCUUCCUCAAAGGCCCAAGAAAAGGGCUAAGUUCAUCCAAAAGAGUUUACUUUUAGUGAGUCCCGGUGCGUGGCUCUCUGAUCUAUGCCAAGAGAGAUAUGAAGUGAGGGAAAAGAAGACAUCAAAGAAGAGACCGAGAGGAUUGAAGGCCAUGGGAAGCAUGGAAAGCGAUUCAGAAUGAGUAGCCAUCUCUUCGGAUUUCGAUAAUUGGGUUUUUUCCUUUUAUGGAUCUUCAGGGGAGAGUUGUUAGAGGUUAUUGACCGGAAAAUUUAAAAGGAAUAGA